AUGUUUGCGUGGUUGACGGGUACUGGCACCACCCCUCCCGCCUUCCUCGAGAUUCGAAGUUCCAAAUUUCUGAUCAUCAGUACCGUCGCCGCUGCGGUGUUUACUGAUGUCUUCCUGUACGGUAUCAUCGUGCCUGUACUGCCAUUUGCUCUGAGUGGCCGUGCUGGCAUCCCGGAGGAUAAUGUUCAGUCCAUGAUAUCGGUGCUCUUGGCAGUUUAUGGCGGCGCUUUACUCAUCGGAGCACCCAUAUGUGGGUGGGUAGCUGAUCGGUUCGACUCGCGUCGGUGGAGUUUUAUGGUUGGCCUGCUGGCGUUGGCUGGGUCGACAAUAUUCUUGGUUGUUGGAAACAGUCUUGCUCUCAUCGUUGUUGGCCGUAUCCUUCAAGGUCUCUCGGCAGCGGUUGUUUGGGUUGUUGGCCUGGCAUUGCUGCAAGACACUGUCGGCUCUGAGUCGAUCGGGGAAGCAAUGGGGUUCGUUGGCAUUGCGAUGUCUCUGGCCUAUCUACUAGGACCCCUUUUGGGAGGAGUCGUCUUCACAGAAGCCGGAUAUUAUGCCGUCUUCGCAAUGGCUUUCGCACUCUUGGGCAUCGAUGCAAUUCUCCGGCUGUUGAUGAUAGAAAGAUCAGUUGCUGCAAAAUGGAGGAAAGAAGCACCUCAAGUAAUCACUAAUACCGAACACAAAGGCGACACAAACGAUCACAAAGCUGACCCGGGGUAUCACGCACCCGAAAUCGAGACGCCUGCCGUGACACACGAACGACGCAAGGUCCCUAGAGUCUUCUCACUACUCGCGUCGUACAGACUUGAUGCCGCUUUGUUCGGUUGCUUCAUCUCCGCCGCGCUACUUACUUCCUUCGACUCGAUCUUGCCCUUGUACGUCAACGAACUCUGGGGCUGGGAUUCUAUUGGUGCUGGAUUGAUUUUCUUGGCUGUCACGAUUCCAUCUUUUACUGGACCUUUUGUUGGAAAGUAUGCAGACAAGCAUGGAGUUAGAUGGCUAGCGACGACUGGCUUCAUCAUUACUGGUCCGUGUUUCAUUCUGAUGCGUCUUGUCAACCACGAAGGCAUUCGUCAGAAGGUUCUUCUCUGUGCACUUCUCGCUUUGAUCGGUCUUGGAGUCACUCUUUCCCUUACACCAUUGAUGGCAGAAGUCUCGUACGCAGUCGAUGCACAAGGAGCCAAACGACCAGCCGGCUUCUUCGGCAAGAACGGUGCUUUUGCUCAGGCGUAUGGAUUGUUCAAUAUGGCCUAUGCAGGUGGCACUAUGAUCGGACCUCUACUUGCGGGACUGGUCAAGCAAAGAGCCGGAUGGGGUACUGCAACACUAGUACUCGGGUGCGUCUCGUUUGUCUGCGUCAUCCCGACGGUCAUCUGGUGUGGGGGAUCUAUUUUCAAGUUGAGGAAGAGACAGAAGGCAGGCAAGGUAGCGAAGACGGAAGGGCCCAGGAAGACAAGUCCGAUUUCGAGUACGAGCGCGAGCAGCGAGGUCAAUGUUUGA
Messenger RNA from Aureobasidium namibiae CBS 147.97, 1497 nucleotides. Its product is annotated as MFS general substrate transporter. Gene Ontology annotation, biological process: transmembrane transport. The record is from RefSeq and is a predicted model, not a curated record. Gene Ontology annotation, molecular function: transmembrane transporter activity. NCBI's taxonomy places the organism in Eukaryota, Fungi, Ascomycota, Dothideomycetes, Dothideales, Saccotheciaceae. Bases 1 to 1497 code for a protein of 498 amino acids. The transcript has a single exon.